AUGGUGUGGAUUGGGAUCUAUAUUGCAAUAGCUUCUGGUUUGUGCACCCUUGCCAUGGCGGCUGAUUUGUUGCAUGGUUUCCGAAAUAAAAAGUUUUGGUUUCCUUGCAAAUAUUUCUCUCUAAAUGCUGCCUCUAUAAUGGUCAUAACCGUCGCCAUGAAACUGCCGGUUGAUCUUAGUAGCGAGAUGCCAGGUUACGCAGACCAAGCAGCCAAGGUAGGAAGUUUGGCAUUCAUGUGCACGUUGAUGGCCAAUUUAAUGCCUUCUUUGGCGUCAAUGGACAACAAGACACUGCUUGCAAACAUGAUAGGUUUGUGUAUUCUCGUUAUCACCAUGAUUGUGAAUAUAAGCAUUCAGAUAAAUACUGGUGUUAUUGAUAAAAGUCCAUUCUUUGAGGUACACAAAUUAUACUUCGGAUUCCAUAUUGCUGCGCGCAUCAAUACGGGUAUGAUCCUCUUGUUACUAAUAAUAAUGAUUGCUUCAUCUAUAACAAUUCUAACUUUUAAGGAAGUUUUAGAAACUAAAUAUCGAGCCACAAACAAAAUAUCUUUAACUGGUCAACGUCUACAACAUAUCCAAACGUCUACAGUUGAGAAACUAAGACAACAUGUGAGAAGGUAUUGGGUCAUGGGAGAAACUGGUAGCCCUCAAUUUGUGAUGGCUAGUAAUCCAUUAUCCACUGCUUCUGCUGUAAUUUGUGUAAUAGUUUUGGUCAUAAACUUGGUUACGGUGUUCAACACUCAGUUUCAACCUGAUGGUAUUAAGGAACAACUAUUUGAUUCUAAGAAUCUAGAUGGCACGCCAUACAAGUGGUCAAUAACUAUGAUUUUCGUCACACAGUCCGUUGGAGUCGUGGUGGGAACCAUUGCUCCUAUAUCCAGAUGUUUUUCAGUUUUAAACUUUAAGCUGGGCACUAAAUGGAAUACGAAUUAUUUCAUGUGUUUUAAUGUAGAGAAAUAUUGGAUCCAAACAUUGCAAGAGUGGAAAAAAAGCCCUGUAGUUUUUCUAUCAAGCAAUCGAAGAACAAAAAAUCUCAUCUAUAAUUCAAAAAAUAUCUUUCUAAGCUUUUUCAUUGGGUUCCAAAAGGUGAUUGUCAUUUUAUGCAAACUGAUAUGGCUCACAGUUACGAUAGUCCCGGUAUUAGCAGUCAGCUUUUUUACUACACUCACUUCAAGAACUGAUGAUAUAGAUGAAGACCUCAGCAAGUACGUCUUACAAAUUGAUAAUGAGAAAGAGCUUGCUGAGAAAACACUAAAGGGUAUUUCAAAAUCUGUAGAUUCUUUCAUAUCCAAGGCUGAGAAGGGACAAAACAACGUUCUUUUAGAGCUUCUCGAAAAAUUUACUGAAUUCGAAGGAGUAAAAAUCUUCGACACUGAUCAAGUUCAAUCUCUGCUUCCUACUGACCUAGUUAAUAGUUGGAGCUUACCGAUAGUAACCUUGACGUGCAUCGCUGUUUCCAUUCCAAACAGUAGGGACAGAGUCGAGAGCUUGUUAAAAAGUGUUGGUGAAGGCCUUUCGUUCACCCAUCUCGUGGAAGAAAGCCUGAAUUGUUCAAGCGAAUAUGUUAAUCUUCGAAAGGCCAGUAUGUCUUGUUAG
This is a messenger RNA of Helianthus annuus (common sunflower), 1596 nucleotides long. RefSeq lists its product as uncharacterized. Lineage: Eukaryota; Viridiplantae; Streptophyta; Magnoliopsida; Asterales; Asteraceae. Bases 1 to 1596 code for a protein of 531 amino acids. The transcript has a single exon. The record is from RefSeq and is a predicted model, not a curated record.